ACGCAUCGAGGAAUAGGCGCUAGUAGUCAACGAUAGGAAUCAGCGUAGCUUGAGGUAUUGCUAGAGCGAACAAGCGCGAGGGAGCAAGCAACGCCAUUUUCUCGAUUCGCGGGUGAAGACUGCGUGCAGUGUGUGAAUCAUUUGGCAAAGUUUUUUCACGUUUCUGCUUAACGACGUCGAAAUUACGAGCUGUCCAACGGCUCUGGUGCAUUUAUCAGUGUUAUGUAUAGACACGCGGCCAGCUGUACGGUAGAUAUGGUGAGUUCAGAGAGAUCGAAGCGCUCCCGGGAGACGUGACGUCUUGUCAGUCGGCCUUUUCCCAUUCCCCCUUCUCGGUGAGCUCCCGCAGGGAUGGGUCGUGCAGAGUUGUCGCUUAUGAUAACGUAACACAGACUAAACGGUUAACGGAGCGUUCGUUCGAAAUUCUUGUCAGCUACGAUUUUACGUGUAAUAAAAAGAGUCUUGAAGGAAUCAGGAGUCCGUAGAAUGUAUGGUUCGAGCCAAUGGGCGGAGGUUUAGGGCGGCACAUGGCUGUUGGGGCGCCGGCUGUGCAGGGGGUGGUUUUCCCGACGCUAGUUCGAACUGACGAAAAUUUACCGUUCUUGUCAGUCACUGUACUGUGUGCGUAUGUAUCUUUUAAUCGAGAUCGCGUGUAAUUGCGGCCGGUCACGGUUCGGAUAACAAGUUCAUAGUGACAGUGGAAAGAGAAGUACUCCGUUAUAUGUCUCGAUUUUCUUACCGAAGAGAAGAAGCAACUGGAGGCUUCAGCCUUUCGCGGAUUACGCGCGUCUCUCGUGUGCUGUUCUGCAUUUUCUUCACGUAAAGCUCGGACAAAGGAACCAGCAGUGAUCACGGACGAUUCUCUUCGAAGAGAAAUAUUUGGCUAUCUUUGUGUUGCUGCGAACCAACUACAACGGGCAACGUCUCUAGAAAGCGGUGAGUGAUCUUUGAAGGGAAGGUAAAAGGCAAGUGGAAAGAAAAUGCCACUUCCAAAGCGACUAGUGGAGCCGGUGCUCGUCGCACGCGGUACUAUUCCCGAGAAUUUUCCUCUGCCCUCGGAGUUAGAGGCUGUAACGAAUGGCACGCUGGCCAACACGAUCAGGCAAUUGUCUAGUCUGUCCAGGCACGCCGAGGAUCUGUUCGGUGAGCUCGCGAGGGAAGCUCAUGGAUUGAGCGAUAGGGCCAACUCCUUGCAAGCCAGGAUAGAUCGAUUAGCUGUGAAAGUUACUCAGCUUGACAGUAACGUCGAGGAAGUCUCGUUACAAGAUAUACACAUGAGGAAAGCGUUUAAGAGUUCAGUGGUGUUCGACCAACAAGUUGUUUCCAGGGACACCAUGCCAACGGCGAUGUUAGAAACUUAUCAUCAAUGUGACACACCACCACCUCUUGAUAAACUUAAUGUUUAUAGGGAGGACGGUAAGGAUGGACUGAAAUUUUACACAGAUCCGAAUUAUUUCUUCGAUCUCUGGAGUCAGGAAAUGCUGAAGGAUACGGAAAAGAAGUUACACGAUCGAGGGAAAAAGACCGAGUCUGAAUAUGCCGAACCGUUCAGAGAGCCUCAUAGGCCUCGGAACGAGGGUGGUGGUGGUGGCGGUGGCAGGCAUAAGAAGCGUAUAAGGCAACCGCAUAAUACGAGAGAAAGGCAAAGACAGUUAGCCGUUGGUCAUGGCGAGUACAUUAUGCCAACGCAAGGUGUUCAAUACAGAGCACCUCACAAUAUACCUGAUGAAUCGUUACUGGGAAUGGUGAUGACCGAACCACGGCCACCUAGGCCAAACAGCAUUGAACUUAGACGAAGUUAUCCACCGGAGGAGCAACAUCUGUACAGUCCUCCUUCUUCCGAUCAUUAUAGGGUGGCAAAUUACGUGGCUCAGGGCUAUGAAGACAACUUGUACGGCUCACAUUAUGGCACAGGUCAAGGGCAAGCGGGUAGCGAAACGUACCAGAGUCCUGGUGGUCAAAGUACUCCAAGCAGAAGUGGUAGAUCACGACCAUCGCAACCACCACCAGCUCCGCCAAGCAAUACUUCUAGCAAUUCGACACCUACUGUAGCCUCUGCUAACAAUACUCCAACACGAGGAAGAUCGAUGAGUACUGGUAGAGAUACCCUACCACCACCACCUCCGCCUCCUGGUGAAACCAUGUCCUCUCCUCCUAUGAAUGGUUCAAUACCGUCACAUCUACUGAAUAGGAACGGAAGUCGCUCGAAUAGUCCGCUACCCAGUCAUCACUCUACGCCUACUCCUCCAAAUCAUUCGACACAAAUAGGAACAGAUGAGACCGACCCUGCUCCGCAAGACUUGCCACCUCCACCUCCGACUCCUGAUCCCACACCACCUAGACCUAUUUCUCCACCGUGUAAUAUUCCACCUCCACCUCCACCACCUCCGCCACCGCCUGUUGUUAACGGACCAUCGCCCCCUGUGCCAUUGACCAAUGGCGAUAUUGCUAAAAUGAUAGCAACUAACCCACCCAAGUUGAAACCCCUGAAACCUUUGAAGAACAUCGUGGAUGGACAAUUGAGGAAGCCUGUUAAUCCGAACAUCCCCCUUGUCGAUCCGCGGAAUGAUCUACUUAAAGCAAUUAGAGAUGGAAUAAAAUUACGUAAAGUAGAGAAGAUUGAACAGAAGGAAGUGGAACGUGUGAACGCAUUGAACGAUGUCGCAUCCAUAUUGGCACGACGCGUUGCUGUCGAGUUCAGCGACAGUGACUCAGCAUCGGAGAGCGAAUGCGAUAGCGAGGGAUGGGGCGAGCAGGAAACGAAUCUCGCGUGACCCAGCUCACUUCCAUCUACCGCAACUGCCUCCUAGAAAAAUGGCUGACGAUUCUUUCGUUUCGUUCGUUUUCAACGAAAGUUCCAAUUCUGUUGCUCGUCGCACAAGCAACACGCUUUGUUUGCGCAUAGAUGUCGAAUAGAAAUAACAUGAUCCGACGAUUGAUGUAAUUGGUGUAUAACGAAGAGGCACUGAAUUUGAAAGUAGAAACAAAAUCAGCGAAUUUCGUUGCUCAAGAGAGCAUACAAACGCGAAUUAUUAUAAGUAAUAUCAUUAAAAGUAUAACUGUGUAGCACUAUAACAGUGGUUAUUUUUAUUAUAUAUCAUUUUAGCACCUUUAACAAAAAUAUUUUCUUUUUUGUCACGAACAAAUAUUUAAUAAUUUUUUUUGUAUAAACUAAAUAAAAAGAAAUUUGUUUUCACGUUAAUUACAAGCUCACUUUAUAGCAUGUAUCUAUCUGAAGACUAUGAUAGAAAGAAACAUUUAGCUUUUCUCAGACGAUUCUAGGAAUCGUCAGCCAGAGAUCUUUUAUUUAUUGAAGGAGAGUCUACAAAGUGCAUGUAACAAGAGUUUAAGAGUUCGUGUAAAUUUAGACUAUUUUUGAGGAGCUAUAUAAAAUACACUUUUCCUUUACAUACA
Messenger RNA from Bombus huntii, 3414 nucleotides. RefSeq names its product actin-binding protein WASF3 (gene SCAR). Gene Ontology annotation, molecular function: Arp2/3 complex binding; actin binding; protein kinase A regulatory subunit binding. Gene Ontology annotation, biological process: actin cytoskeleton organization; positive regulation of Arp2/3 complex-mediated actin nucleation. Gene Ontology annotation, cellular component: SCAR complex; cytoskeleton. Bases 981 to 2774 code for a protein of 597 amino acids. Lineage: Eukaryota; Metazoa; Arthropoda; Insecta; Hymenoptera; Apidae. The record is from RefSeq and is a predicted model, not a curated record. The transcript has 9 exons.